GUUGCCGACAACGUGACAUUGCCUGCGCAUACUCAAACGGUGCCAGAGCCACCCUCGCCGCUGCUGCGGCUCUAUGAUCUCACCCUACAGCUCGGCCGUUUAGGAUAGUUGCUGUGGUCCGGUGGGUUGCCCGGCCCCGAGCGCCAGGGACAUGGAAGAAUUCGAUUCCGAAGACUUCUCCACCUCGGAGGAGGAUGAAGACUACGUGCCGUCGGGUGGAGAGUAUAGUGAAGAUGAUGUAAAUGAAUUAGUAAAGGAAGAUGAAGUGGAUGGCGAAGAGCAGACACAGAAAACCAAAGGGAAAAAAAGAAAGACUCAGAGCAUUCCGGCCAGGAAGAGAAAACAAAGCUGCCUGUUGUUAGAGGACGAAGAGGAGGAUGCCAAGACAAAAUCCGGAGGAAGCAGCAGCGAGGAGGAUGGGGUAGGAGAGGUGGAGAAAGGCACUGGGCCUGAGGACGCAAGGCGGAAGAAGGAGGAUGAGCUCUGGGCUAGCUUCCUCAAUGACGUGGGACCAAAGUCCAAAGUGCCCCCGAGCACACAGGCGAAGACAGAAGAACAGACUGAAGAGACAACUUCAAGUAAAUCGUUGAUCAAAACAGAAGAGCUAGAGAAACCUAAAGAAGCAGAAAAAGUUAAAAUCACUAAGGUGUUUGAUUUUGCUGGUGAAGAAGUAAGGGUGACUAAGGAGGUGGAUGCUACAUCUAAAGAAGCCAAGUCCUUCUUCAAGCAAAAUGAGAAAGAAAAACCGCAGUCCAGUGCCCCUUUGGCUGCGCCGUCACUCUCUGCUGGGCCAGGGUUAAAAAGGUCAAGUGGCAUGAGCAGCCUUUUGGGGAAAAUUGGAGCCAAGAAGCAGAAAAUGAGCACCCUUGAGAAAUCCAAAUUGGACUGGGAGAGCUUCAAGGAGGAAGAAGGAAUUGGUGAAGAACUGGCUAUCCAUAAUCGAGGAAAAGAAGGGUACAUUGAACGGAAGGCUUUUCUAGAGCGUGUGGACCACAGGCAGUUUGAAAUUGAACGAGAUCUCAGGCUGAGCAAAAUGAAGCCUUGACGUGGAGAAUCCAUAACAGCUCAAUCCUGUUGACAAUGUGAGCUUUCUAUGCAUCUGUGAAUCUCUUCCAGCGUCCUCUUCUACUAUUACCCAGCAAGGUCUUUUUUCUAUAUGAGGUUUUGUUUGUGUAUCUUGAUCUCACAUGGUUUCACUCAUUUUAUUUUUAAAAGUUUGUCCUUAAAAAAGUAAAUAAAGUCAGUCCUCAGCAAACGUGGAGAAGACAAAGACCUCACUCACCUCCCUUUACUCUGCUGCACAGUCCAGCAGGAGCCCUCCAGCACAUCCCAGGCCUGCUGGGAAGGCGGAGGUCUGGCUGCUAUGGUGGAGAGAGCUGACUGGCUGGAUUGGAUGGAGCCUUUGAGGCCUCAGCACUCUCCAGAGUCAGCUGUGUGUUGAAGACCCAGGGAAGGAAGCUUGCUGGGGUGCAGUGACAUCGAGUCCUGGGUGUUCUCGAUUCCGCUCAGGCUUCUCUGCUGAUCGCUGUCUCCUGAAUGAGAUUCUUACUGAUACCAUGUAAGUCUGAAAGUUAGGAUCUACUGUUGCUGCAUAGGGUUCUCCCAUUUGUGUCUUUUUCUUUUGUUUCCAAAGAAAAGUCAACAUCAGGUCAUCUCAGUAAUUCUUUAAUUUUGGUUUCUCAAAGAACAUUCUACAAUACUUCUUUUGCACACACCUGCAGUCCCAGCACUCUGCAAGCUAAGGAAGGGGGAUCACUGAGUUUGAAACCCUGGCCAAAAAAAAAAAAAAAAGACUCCUUUAUUUAUUACAAUCUGUAAGAAAAGGCUCCUUAGGAGGCUAUUACAAGUUUGAGUCCAGUCUGGUCAAAGUAGCAAGAUCUUAUCUCAAAGAUUUUUUUUUUUUUUAAGAAGAACCACUGAGGAGAUAGCUCAGUGUGAAGGCCCAGGGUUUAGUCCCUAGUAAUAGCAAAGAAAAAAAGCUUUAAAUUCCAAACUUCCUGCUUAGAAUUAAAUAUUCGCUAGGGAGAGGAGAAAAAGAAUAAGAAGCAAAUUUUUGUUGAAGAAGGAAGUGAGAGUAGAGACCAUUCAUGUUAGUAAAACGUGAAAUUGCACAACCUGCUCUGGAGUGGGAGGGUAGAGGUGGGGUUCCAGAGUGGAAUCUCUUUCCUGCCCAGACAGCUACCAGCUGUGCGACCUGGACCACCAGUCAGUUUUCUGAGCCUGAGGGACUAAACAAGCUGCUGACAGCCUGAUGGGGCCCAUCCAGGCCUGUGCAGUCAGUGUUCUUGGUAGCCAAAACAUGAUGGCCUGUGCUGGAUGGUGAGGGUGUUGGAAAUACUACUUCCCAUAAAGGUAGUUUACAAGCUGCAUGUGAACCCACUCUGUCACAUCCACUCUGAUAAAGGACUCUUAAAAGUGGCUAGAAAUCGUUUCAGACCAGCAUCAGAACAGGUGGCCUGUGAAGUCUCAGCUGUUUCUGCACUGGAACCCAGGAAUAACAGGAAGGUGCUGUUAUUCCAGCCAGUGCUUUGAUCAGGGUAGGCCCCACAGACCCACAGUGGGGGCCAGCUGAGGUUUAAGGCGAAGGCCCUGCCUGAGCUGCUGCCUGGCCCGUGGCCCUCACCCACUACAUUGGCUGCAGCUUCCCCGAGUGCUCUGGAACUCUGCACUCCAUUUCACAGGCUUCAUCGCAGUGGCUGCUGUGCCACCAACACAGGAGCUGGCUCUUCUCCCUGUUUCAAAAUGAUCUGGACCAGGGUUCUUCUGUUCAUGAAUAGUUACACCUUUGAAGCCUAAGAGACUAGAAGGGAAGCUGCAGGACAGGUUGUGCUCCAGGACAUGGGAAGUGAAGGAUGGUAGUCAGGGGGAAUCACAGCUGUGCCUUGGCCUCGCCUGCCUGCUUGAAAGAUCCAGUCCUCUCUGAGGUUUCUCCUUCUGUGCCCUGCAUUCAGUAAAGGUCACACUCUGUGGAAAGGUCACUUCCUUUCUGCCCCUUUUGAUUAGGUGCACAUUUUCUCCGCAGGUGUGCUGUGCACUCCUGACUCCACAUAGUGAACUUUUUACCUGUGAAUCUUGGAAAGCCUCUCCAGUCUUAGUCUCUUUGAAAGGAGCUGGCUGUUAUCAGGAGAUGCAUAACUGUAUGCGUCAUUCCUGCGAAAGAGGCCCUUCAUCCUAAUGUCCCACUCUGAUAUCUUAAACUGAUUUGCUGUGACUUCAGCUUCUCCUUGACCUACAUGGAGCCUCAACCGUGUGUGUGUGUGUGUGUGUGUGUGUGUGUGUGUGUGUGUGUGUGUGACACAGAGAGAGAGAGACUCACUGUGUAGUUGAAGUUAACUUGAAAUCAUCAUGUAGCUCAGGCUGGCCUCAAACUUGCAGCAGUCCUCCUUCCUCAGCCUCCCAAGUGCUAGGAUUACAGGUGUGUGCCACCAUGGGUGGAACCUCAUCUUUAAAAGCCUCCCAUUCUGACCACACUCUGUCUGAUUAACAAUGCACUUGCCCCAGCUGACACCUGUGCAGGAACUUAUGUGCACACAUAUAUGGUGCCUUAGUACCCUUACAGCAGGGUAUUAAUGUCUCACUGGUCACAGCUGUAGGCCACCUGGAAAAGUACUUACUAUUUCCAGGCUUUACUGUGAAAGUCAGAUUGAGAGAAGAGAAUUUAGGCUUAGGUGAUAGGCCAGCAGCCAGCCAGUAUACCUGGCACAUUUGUCUUUGUCAUAACCAACAGCCUUUUUUCCCUUUAAUUUUAAAAACUGUCCCAGAAAAGGGGGUAGAUUUAAAGAUGAAACAAGAUGGGCCAUGUGUUCGUAAUUGUUGAAACUGGGAGAAAAGUGUACUUGAUCCAUUUUGCUAUUCUCUAUUUUUAUGAGGAUUUUAAUUUUCAUAACAAAACAUUUUUUUCUAAAUAGUCCCAGAGCUCUGUGCAAGAAACGACUUUCAAGCUGUAUGUGGUGGUGCACACCUGUAAUCUCAGCAUCCUGGAGACUGAGGCAGAGGAUUGCUGAGAGUUUGAGGCCAGCCUGGGCUACAAAGUGAGUUUAAGGCCAGCCUGAAACCCUGUCUCAAGUCAAAAGGGGGAAAGAGAGAGAGACAGAGAGAGAGAGAGAGAAGGCGGAGGAGGAGAAAAGGAAGGACUUUGAAGUGCUCAGAGCUGGACCAAGAAAGCACAGAAGUGGUAGGAAUGUAGGAUGUGGUCUCUGUCUCCUAAGAUCCUGUGCCUGUUUUAGCACCUCAGAAAGCAAGCUUUGCAUAUUCUGCCACCUCAUCCUCCUCUGCUGUCUUCUGUCCAUUGCUUACUGUGGUGGGUCAAGGUCAAGGAACAGAGGAAUCGGUAACUGAGACAGGCCCUGUGUUGGCCACGAGCCACUGUUUUCUGUGUGAGAGGCUGUUUCUUGUAGGUGUGAACCAGCGCCAGGAGCCUCCUCAGCCCUUGCACAGCCAUGUGCAGUGGGCUGAGGAACUGGGGCUGCAUCGUGCAGGGUCUGGUACCUGCCAGGGGCCCAGGCAGAGGUCUGAGCACAUGGGCAUCCAUGGAGGGUACCUCAGACAUGUAGAGGCCACUGUUGGGCCUUCUGUCUGGUUAUCUGGGCUGCUGCCUCAGCUGCAUUGCCCCCUUUUCCAUUCUCUUCCUAUGUCACUUUCAAAUGCCUGGCCUUCCCCAGUGGGGCCAUCCAGGGCAGGGGUGCUGAUUAAGCACAUUUGUAUUCAGUCAAGAAUCACCUUUGGGGGCUGGGCAUGUGAUUCAGUGGUAGAGAGUGCCUAGCACCUUCACAGUCCUUGUUUUCAAGUGCUGUUUCAAAAAAAAAAGGCCCAUUUCAUCAGAGUGUCCUACAAACCAUGGCAGACUGUCUGGCCCAUGGUUUGUGAGGACAGGGGGAUCAUACUUUAUCUGCCUCUUCAAAUUCACAUUUGGUGGAAAUUCACUCCCAAAGGAAAAGAUGUCCCGUUAUCCAGGAGUCGGGAACUGUCAGGGAAAUGUUUGCGGGAAGUGGGAAGUGGCAAGAAUGAGUCAGUGCCCGGGCAGGUCGGCAGCCUUGGGCCAGCUCCAGUGUCCGGCCCUCGCUGUGGCCUGAGUGAGUGGUGCACCCGUCCAAGGACACCUCUUAGCUAUCCUGCAGAGUCCAGGGACUCCCCAGGAGUUGAGCCUCCUGCCUUGCCCUGACCGGCAGUCCUGUUUCUUUCCUUCUUUCCGUGUCCCAGUUGAGUGUCAGAUUUCCAGGUCACCUAUUACCUUCUCCUUACUGAAAAAACUGCCCUGAAUCUGUGUAAGGUCAAAGAAGGAAGCAUCCUCUCCCCAUGCUCCCCUCCCGAGUCCUGAGGACCAAAGUGCUCUAAUUAGGAACUGAGCAUGAGGCCUCUCGAGGGCCUGAGAACUAAACCUGAAGUGCACUCAGUGCUGUCAGAGCUAAUCAGGAGGAACUAGGUGAGGGCCCUGGCGGAUGGUCCACCUGGGGCCUGUACUCACAGCAGGUCAGCUGAGCAGCUGGCACCGCAGAAGGACAUGGGGCACACUAGGGAGGAGCAUGGCAAUGCUGCCUCUGUGCCCAGGAAGGUGAUGGGCUUCCCAGGUGGUUGCCAAGCUGAGCUGGCCCCAAGUGGCAUGGCAGGGCAUAUGUGGUUGGUGGGUGCAGUCUGGUGGGACUUGGGGCAAGGGGCCUACAGCAAGCACUUAGCAGACUGCUACCUUUGGAUGUGAGUCCCUUGCCAGAGCUAGAAGCAAUCAGGCAUUUUGGGAACACUCAUGGCACAGAACUGAGCAAUCAGGAAGUGGUAUGAGCAUGGUGGCUCCUGGGCAAAGAGCUCUUGAGCAGAAGAAGCUCAUCCUGGUAUCAAUGAGGAAUCCAUGGUCCCACAUGCCAGGGCCUUCUUUCAGCUGUCUGUUAGGACCCCUCCAUUUCCCAGAGGAGAUGACUUGUCUGAUUCCCCAGGCACCAGCCAGUGGUCCCAUGCGCAGGGCACAAAUGCAGGGCCCCAAGGGGAGCGGCAAGAUGAACAACUUCUCCUUACCUUCUGCCGCCUCUGCUGCUGAAUGGCUCCUGGGAAGGAAGAUUGGAGUGCCAGGAGAUGGACAAACUCCGGAUGUGGAGACAGACUGAAAGGAAUGGCAGCUGACCUCCCAAAGAUGAGGUGCACCGGCCACAACCUGAGUCCUGACCAGUAUAAGGGCUCUGCAGGGGCAAGUGUACUGCUGAGAAGCUCUCCCGGACACUGGCCCAGCCUCCUCUAUAAAGUUCUUUGUGGGUGUGUGCAUGUGUGUGUCUUCUUGGGACAGGGUCUCACUAUGCAGUUCAGGCCAGCUUUGAACUCAGUAGCUCAGGCUAGCCUCAAACUUGAGGCAAUCCUCCUGCCUUAGCUUCCUAAGUACUGUGCCCAGAGAUUACUGGCAUGCGCCACCAUGCCUGGCCUAUCCACAAAUUCCUUGCAUGCUGCUGCUUUGUAUAUGUGUUCUAAGGAAACUUGGAUCCAAAAAUCCAGAUGCCGUUUUUUUCCACAGGCAAGUUGACCUCAUCAAGGAACUGGGAAGGGAAAGUUGAAUGGAGUCCUCCCUUGGCCCUGCAGCGGCUCUGACCACACAGCCCUCCUUGGUUUGCACCUCUCUCCUUGUCUGAGACCCCAAAAUGGGCAGACUUUCCAGAGUCUCUGCAUACCUAAGGGACAAGGUGGCUAAAUCAGGAGGGUGACCCUCAGGCUCAGGCACAGUGGGGCACCCUGCCUCGAACUUUCCUCGCUCUGAUACUGCUGAGUCCCUCAGCCUCUCUGAGUCUCAGAUUCCUCACUUCAAGAUGCAGCUAAGAACCUUGGUACAUUGUAUUAAGUGAAGCCACUCUCCUGGGGAUUUAGCUCAGCGGCAUAAGCGCCUGCCUUGAAAGCAGGCAGUCGUGAGUUCGAUCCCCGGUACCGAUAAAAAGGAAAAAGAUUAAAAAAAAAAAAAAAAAAAAGUGAAGCCACUCUCCGGGUGCUAAGAUACUGUAAUUCAGCUGUGUGCCUCCUCACCCCCAAGAAAGCCGAGCUAUCGGAGUAAAAAUUAGUACCACUCUGAAGAACACUUGGUGUUGCCUCACAAAUCUGGAGCCGAACCUGGCCACAACACAACUUUUUGGGUUUACAUCCCAGAAGCCUUGGUGUGUACAAAAGGAGGCAGGGUUAUUGGCAGUCAUCAAUCCCUGGAAACCACUGUAGUAGGGGAAACAUUUCUCCUGUAUCCUUAGGGUUGCAGAUUAAAUGGAUAUUAACAGAUUAACAGAAGAAAAACAUAAACUAUAUAAACUUUAGCUUUUUGUUUUUCUUACAUAGAAGUCUUUAAGUCUUGCAUAGAAGUCUUUAAGAAAUAUGAAGAUGCAAAGAAGCAGAGGUGAAUGUUUAUAUGCUGAGCUGGAGGACAGGGAAGUGGUUCAGGGUUGGUACACUUGCCUCACAUGCAUGAGGCCCUGGGUCCCAUCCCUAGCACCACAAUAGUAAAUGUUUAUGUGCACACAUACAUGAACUGAAUUGAGUCAAGGAUUACUGUUGAAAUAUGGGGGGGGGGGCAGUUCCCAGGACCUUCAAAUUUAGCUGCGUCCCCACCCUUUUUUUUUUUUUUUUUUUUAAUUUUGAGACGGUCAUACUAAGUUGUCCAGCUAGGCUCAAACUAGGCUCAAAGCUGCCUUAGCUUCCCAGAGAAUAGGGAUUACAAGCAUUUAUCAUCACACACAGGAGCAAAAAAUGAUUGGGAAAAUGUGACAAAGCAAAGGGUCCUGAGCUAAGGUCAGUGACUGGGGAAGUGACAAAAUAAGAGUGAGUUAGUCUAAGUUUGCAUAUGCAGAUUUCUCUCUGCCUUCCUAGGUGACAAAAACAUCUUUCCUUCUGGAGUAGGGAGGACACAUUUCACAUGGGUAUUUUACCUACUGCUAUUAAGAGGAAGAAGAAUGGUCAGAAUAUCCUUCUGGCAUCUACUCUUUCAGGGAGUCAAUAGUGCAGAGUAGCAUAUUUUGUGAUGGCCUAUUCUGAACACCACCACCCAGUGACCCCCAGGAAAAUGGGUCUGUUGUAAAAUAGACAUGCACCAGCACAUGAUUCGGCUGCGGAGAGAAUGAGCUGGGGCCGGGUGCAGGUGAGAGCCUUGUAGCCAGCAUGGAUGCCAAAAGCAAGUGCCAGGCACAAUGGCCUACACCCAUCAUCUCAGUUACUCAGGUGGCUGAGGCAGGAGAAUCACAAGUUCCAGGCCAGGGGCUGGGGAUUUAGCUCAGCGGCAUAAGCACCUGCCUUGCAAGCAGGCGGUCGUGAGUUCAAUCCCUGGUACCAAUAAAAAUGAAAAAGACAAAAAAAAAAAAAAAAAAAAAAACAAGUUCCAGGCCAACCUGGGCAAUUUAGUGAGAUUUUGUCUCAAAAUGAAAAAGUUUAAAAGGACUGGGAAUGUUGCUAAGGGUAGAGUACUUACCUAGCAUUUAUGUGGCCCUACAUUCAGUCCCCAGCACCACAAAAAAUAAAAUGGUUAGUGUUAUAUCCUGUGACUUGAAUUAAAAACACAAAAUGUACUCUGUAUUGAUUGGUUUAGAAUGCACUGAUACAGUGAUAAACAGGCUCAGCUGGUGGACACCACUUAAUGGAAUAGGGAAGAUCUUAUGAUAAGAUGCUGAAAAGGGCAUUUACAGGUGCAGCACAUGGUUUAAUUCAGCAGGGAGUGACAUAGAUAAUUCUUGCACAUUCAUCACAUCCUGUUUUUCUGACGUGUUUCAGUAUCUCAUCUCAGCCUCCCAGAAUCCAAGGGAAGGACAGUUCAAGGAUGGAAGCGUUGCCAUGGUGAUGCAUUUGCUGCCUUUCAGGAACUUUCUCUGCGUGUCAUUCUGGGAUAGCAGACAUCCCAGGGUGAUCCCCCAAGUGGGUCCUGGAGCAGAGUGACUCACACAGGUGCCCGCUACUUCCCUUGAAAGGCCAGCUCUGAGUGGCAGGGGGAGCUGAAGGGACCGGGCCAGGCCUUGAGGUCCCUCCUAGCUCAGCUGCCUGGUAGGACCAUUCCUGCCAGCCAGUGGCAUGAAGCCUGAGAGUCAGCCUCCAUCACAAACACUCCUGUCAUGGCCCUGACAAACACAGAGAUGGGAUAUGAGAGGCCACAUGUUAUGCUUUGUGUCUAGAUGUCCCCCCAAAGCUUUGUGUGGUCACAGAUGGGGCUUUUUCAGAAGUGGCUGAAUCUAGAAUGUGUGACACAGAAUUAAUUCACAGUGCACUACUAGGAUCAAGGACAGUUGCAUCAAGUGUGUGAAAACUAGUUGCCCUAAAUAGCCUGGAUAAGGUUUAAGGGAUAGAAAGAGCUGUGGUCAUCCCUUGUUGCUUUGCUACUUUCUGCUCACCAUGAACUUUUUCUCCUCUGUGAUGCGUGUCUGCCAUGCCACCCUGUCUUAAAGCCAGCUGAUUAUGGACUGAAAUCUUUACAAACUGUGAGCCAAAUAAACGUUUCCUUCUUUAA
Messenger RNA from Cavia porcellus (domestic guinea pig), 9442 nucleotides. It is a transcript of the gene Cfdp1, whose product is annotated as craniofacial development protein 1. NCBI's taxonomy places the organism in Eukaryota, Metazoa, Chordata, Mammalia, Rodentia, Caviidae. Gene Ontology annotation, cellular component: Swr1 complex. The record is from RefSeq and is a predicted model, not a curated record. The transcript has 7 exons. The coding region runs from base 152 to 1045 and encodes 297 amino acids.